This is a messenger RNA of Rhagoletis zephyria (snowberry fruit fly), 717 nucleotides long. RefSeq lists its product as uncharacterized. Lineage: Eukaryota; Metazoa; Arthropoda; Insecta; Diptera; Tephritidae. The record is from RefSeq and is a predicted model, not a curated record.
AUGGAGGACGACGAGGCCUGGGUUGAUGCAACAGCAGCUCCACGAAUAAGUUCACCAAAUAUGACCGCAACUAACAUUGAGUCGUAUUUUAUGUCGCUGGAAUUUUGGUUUGCAGCUUCAGGUCCCACCGAGCAGGCUGCAGAGCUUCGAUCAAUCAUCGACACGGUGCCCCAGCAAAAUAGGUACGAGUAUGUGAAGGCGAGGUUAACCUCACACUUUGCCGAUAGCCAGCAAAGGCGUUUGCAGCGGGUUCUGUCAGAUAUGCCUUUGGGCGAUAUGAAGCCUAGUCAACUUUUUAACGAGAUGCGUCGAGUCGCAGGCGAUGCUCUGGGCGAAGCGGUUCUGUUGGAUUUGUGGGCCAUACGAUUGCCGCCGCAUGCACAAGCAGCAGUGAUUGCAGUGAAAGGUAACGCCGUGGAUAAAGGCGUCAUCGCGGACGCAAUUGUAGAGUCAAUGGGCCUUCGCACCGAAUCUUCGUCAGCCUUGGAGGCCAUUCAGCGAGAAAUCGCGCAGCUCUCGCGUCGUUUCGAAUCAUUGCAAACGCGUGGCUAUGAUCCGCGAAGACGUUCACGUUCACGAGGCCGCCUCGAGACACCGCGACGACGAGCUAGGUGCAACUCGCCCAACGAAAGCUGCUGGUAUUAUCGGGAGUUUGGAGCCAAUGCGCGCAAGUGUAGGACGCCCUGUGGUUACGUAAGGAAGAAUUCAGGUCAAUGA